Messenger RNA from Capsella rubella, 1541 nucleotides. RefSeq lists its product as uncharacterized. Lineage: Eukaryota; Viridiplantae; Streptophyta; Magnoliopsida; Brassicales; Brassicaceae. The transcript is spliced from 5 exons. The record is from RefSeq and is a predicted model, not a curated record. The coding region runs from base 253 to 1236 and encodes 327 amino acids.
UUUUUGUUGGAACGCUUCACGGCGGGUGAAAGAAAAAGAGAGGCUUCAACGGCCUUUGAGUUGUUUGUCACUUUGUUGGCUCAGCGCCGCGCUGUCUCUCUAAAACAGCCUGGUGAAACCCUAAUUUCUCGGAGAACCGGCCCUGCAGUGUUUACCCUUUCUGAUGAGGUGAACAUUAGCUGAUUUCUAAACGGGAAGCUGUUGAUUUUGUGUUAAAGCUUGGAUGAUAGAGACACUUGAUUUUCUCUGACAAUGACUACACGAAGAAAUGGCAUUUCUAGGAACCAGCGGGUUGAGAGUUUUCGCGGUGAAGGCCCUAACUGGAUCCUUAUUGCUGGGGGUGCCUUGUUGAGUACAUUGUCUAUUCGCUUUGGCUACAAAUUAAAGCAGUCCGUUGACUCGAAACCUCACUCCAAUGGUGGAUUAAAACCCAGUGGAACAUCUGACAGAGGAAGAUCUCUAGGAUGCUGUUUGCAUUCUAAUGCGUCUCCCUGUGAUAGGAAUAAUGAUUUUUGCUUCCACUCCACUUCCGGAACUGAGAAUGGGGACGGUAAUCAUGCUACAAAUGAGCAUAUUGCGGUGUCCAGUACCACGUUGCCUCUUGUGACAGUUCCUAGUCCAACAUAUAGCAAAGAGAAUGGAGUCAUGUGGGGAUCUACUCCUGAUCACCUGGAAGUUCCCAUGAAACCAUACCAUCACCAGUCAACCUGCUCAGAUUCUCCUUGUGUAUCUGAAUCCGGCUCAGACAUCUUCAGCAAGCGAGAAGUAAUACAGAAACUGAGGCAACAGCUGAAGAGACGUGACGACAUGAUAGUUGAAAUGCAAGAACAGAUUCUGGAGUUGCAAAACUCGCUUAACGCGCAGAUGGGAGACUCUAGCCAUCUACAAACACAGCUAGACACAACGAACAGGGAUCUUUUUGAAUCAGAGAGAGAAGUUCAGAGACUGAGAAAGGCAAUCGCUGAUCACUGUGUGGGACAAGCAGGUAGCAAUGGUUGGAGUGGUGAUGUGAACGGGUUUAUGGGAAGUGAAAACAGCUAUGAGUCACCACCAGAAAAAGGAUCCAAGGAUGGAGAAAGAAUAGAGAUGUUGAAAAAGGAAGUGGGUGAGCUGAAAGAGGUAAUAGAAGGGAAGGAGUAUCUACUUAGGAGCUAUAAAGAGCAGAAGAUAGAGCUAUUGCAGAAGGUGAAAGAGUUGCAGCAGAGAUUGGACUCACAGCUCCCAAGCAUUUUGUAGGUGGAAAGGUUAGGCAUUGUGCAUUCUUAUAACUACUCUCUCUUCUUAUCUCGAGAAAAAAAAAAGAAAGGAUAUAUGAACUCUCCGAGGAAACCUCUCUUCUGACUACAGAUUGUUUUGGUUGUUUUAAUGCUUCGGCUUUGAAUGUCUGGAUCCUUUUUUGGGUUGUCACCUCUGAUUAAUCCUUUGUUUUUUGUUUUUUUCUGUUUCUGCUGGUGAAGUGAAUACUGGAAAUCUGAAAACUCAAAUACAAAUUCGUGUCUCAAGGCAUAUAAGCUGGUCAUAUUGUGGAGUUUCAGUUGGAA